CAAAGCGCAGUUGCAGGUGGUGGACCCCGGGUCUAGCAACGAGGCCCGAUAGCUAGCAUUGUCUCUUCCUCACGCCCAAUAAAAAGUGCCCGCGCACGCACCAGACAAGAUACGCAGUACCAUUGCUCGUUCGAGGAGAUACCCCCACCCCUUUUCGAUUCGCUCCCAAUUUUUCGCCUCUAGCUCCACCUCUGUUUCUAAUUAAAUCAACCAACACGCCAAAGAGGGGGGCGACGAGCAAUUGAACCUAAGACGACAACGACGAGGUCGGUGACGAAGCACGCCGCACGACCAAGAUGCUCGAGGGCGUCCUGGCCUCUGUCCUCAACCGCUUCCUAGCGUCCUACGUCGAUGGCCUCAACACAAGCCAGCUCAAUGUCGGGAUCUGGAGCGGUGAUGUCAAGCUUCGAAACCUCCGACUCAAGACGUCUGCGCUCGACAAGUUCCGGCUUCCCAUCGACGUCAAGGAGGGCUUCCUGGGCGACCUGACGCUCUCGAUUCCCUGGUCGAACCUCAAGGGGAAACCGGUCAGGGUCCUCGUCGAGAAUGUCUACCUGCUCGCGUCGCCGCGCAACGCGGGCGCAGACGUGGACGAGGACGAAGAAGAGGAGCGGGCACAGGCGGCUAAACAGGAGAAGCUGGCUAAUGCCGAGCUUCUGGGCCGGGAUGGGCCACAGGUCGUCGGCAUGAGUUCAGAGGAUGCGCAAAAGAACGAGAGCUUCACGAGCUCCCUCAUCACCAAGAUCGUCGAUAAUUUGCAGAUUACUGUCCGCAACAUCCAUGUUCGGUACGAGGAUGACUUGUCAAAUCCAGAGCAUCCCUUCGCUGCCGGUCUGACGCUGGCCGAGUUCUCGGCCGUGUCGACGGACAAGGACUGGAAGCCGACCUUUGUGCAGAACAGUGCAGAGGGCAUCCACAAGCUCGCCAGGCUCGAGUCACUGGCAGCGUACUGGGACACGGACGCCGACUCUUUGGCAGGUCACGAACUAUCAAAAGCACAGCAGUUGUUCAACGACCUCAUUGCGAGAGAGGGCCAGAUCCCCGACCACCAGUUCAUCCUCAAGCCCGUCUCCGGCGCUGGUCGUCUCGUCAUGCGUCGAAAGAUGACAAAUGAUAUACCCAAGAUGGACGCCCAGCUCCUCUUCGAUCAGCUCGGCUUUGCGCUCGACGAUGAACAGUACAGAGACGUCAUCUCUGUGACAGACCUCUUCCACUUUUUCAACAGGCAGGCCCAGUACCGACGCUUCCGUCCUUCAGUUGAGGAGCUGGAGGAGAAUCGGCCGCGAGCCAUGCUCCACUUUGCUGGCAGGGCAAUCCUCAACGAAGUGCACGAAAAGCACAAGGUGUGGUCGUGGGACUACUUUCGCCAGCGCAGAGACGACCGCAGAGAUUACGUCAGGCUGUUCAUGGAGAAGGAGAAGCAGGCCAACAAGGCCAACCAGAACCAAGCUGGCGUGGUGACGGCGCAGAGCGAGGAAGGCGAACCGCUUAAGGAUCUCGAAAAACGACUUUCGUACAAGGACAUUCGUUUCUACCGAUCUAUUGCCAGGAACGAGCUACGAAAGGAAAAGAUCGCACAGCGGAAAGACGAAAUUGCAAACGGACAUUCGAACCAAGCAGGCGGCUCAAAUUCGGCCGGCGGCGGGUGGCUCGGAUGGAUCUGGGGCGGUGGAGGAGGAGGGCAUGCUGAGGGAAGCAAUCAGGGAGGCGUGCUCAAUGACGAGCAACGAAAAGAGUUGUACGACGCCAUCGAAUGGGACGAGGAGUCUGGUUCGACUGCCAUCGGCCAGGCGCUCGACCUGCCUGGCGAUGCCAUGAAGUUGCGGCUGACGACCAAGCUGCAGACGGGUUCCUUCGCGCUCCACGAUCACUCCAAAGGAAACGAAAUUAUCUCGCUCGUCUUUGACUCUCUACAAGCCGAUGUGAUUCAGCGUAUCGACAAUCUUGAAGCCGCCCUGUCGCUCGGCGGUCUGCGUGUCUAUGACGGCACCUCGCCUCAGUCCCUGUACCCGCAGAUUGUCAGAGUCAAGGAUGACGAGCUGGGCAUGCCCAAAGGAAGGCAGAAUUCAGCAGGGGCCGAUCUCGAGCAGGUCGAGAAAGAGGUGGGCGAAGAGAGCGACCCAGAUAACCCCUUCUUUGCGCUUCGCUUCGAGAACAAGCCGCUGGACAAGCGUGCGGACAAUGCGCUGUCGCUCAAGAUGCGCUCCCUCGAGAUCAUAUACCACCGCGGUUAUGUCGAGGAAAUCGUUCGCUUCUUCAAGCCGCCCGAGUCGGAGCUGGAGCUGAUCGGUGCGCUCAUUGAUGUGGCGAGCGAAACGCUCGAAGGCAUCCGUAAAGAAACACGGACGGGUCUCGAGCAUGCUUUGGAGACCCACAAGACGAUCGAUUUAGACAUGGAUGUCAAGGCGCCCAUCAUCAUCGUCCCCGAGGAUGUGACGAAGAAGGAAUGCCAACAUAUCGUGCUCGACGCUGGUAAAAUUUCCCUGAAGUCGGUCCUUGCCGACCAAGGUGCGUUGGAUACGGUCCGGUCGAAGCAGUCGAAACAGUACACCGAGGAGGACUACAGGCAGCUGGAAGACCUCAUGUACGACCGCUUCUUUGUCAAGCUCGAAUCAGCGCAACUCGUCAUGGGUCCUGACCUGGCCUCGUGCAUGAAGAGCCUGCACGCCGACUCGGAGCAUGACCAUGCAUUCCACCUCCUCGAGCGCAUCAACCUUGACUUUACCCUUCACAACUCCAUUCUUCCCAAGGCGCCUAACCUGACCAAGUUCAAGAUGACGGGCCAUCUGCCCUCGCUUCGUGUCAACUUUUCCGACAGAAAGUACAAGACGCUAAUGGCCAUCAUCGAUGUCGCCAUUCCCCAACUGAGCGACAGCGAUAGCUCUAAGGCCAAUUCGCGAGCAGGCACAAUUAUGGAGCUGUCCGAAGUGGAAGAGGAGGAGGAGCCAGAGGAGGAGCAAGGCAGGAAAUUCGGUCGGCACUCGUCGCAGCCUUCGGAGACGUUUAAUCUGAGCAGGGAGAGACGUUCGAGAAUUGCGAGCCAGAUGCGAGGGGACGAGUACGUGGUAGAACCGGCGAGCGAAGAUGUUGAAGAUGACCAGGCCGAAUUCCAGGACGCAGAAGAUGCGACUGCAGACCGCAUCAAUGCGCACCAAAAGAAUUUCGAGCUACACUUCGUCGUCGACAGGCUCUCUGGAUCCAUUUACAAAUCCAACACGGACCCUUUGAAACCAGACCGGCUCCUUGUCGAGGCCGUCUUUGAAGGCUUCCUGCUUCAUCUUGCCGUCUAUCCAUACCAUCUUGAUGUCGACGUCGGGCUCCGCAGCCUGGAACUCGAGGACAAGAUCGUCGACCAGGGCGCCGUCUUCAAGCAUCUCAUCACAUCGAAGCAGGUCGACGAUGGCGCCACAAAGGGAGGGACAGUUAGCACAGAAACAGAGCCAAACACGCCGCCAUCUGAUAAGGACCUGGUUCGGGUCAAAUACACUCGAGUUCAGACCGACUCACCGGAGUUCAUGUCGGUCUAUGAGGGCAUCGACCAGACGAUCAAUGUCGAUGUGUCGACGAUCAACAUCAUGCUCACCCGAGUCAGCGUGCUGGCCGUCUACGAUUGGAUCAUGACAACGUUUGUACCGGCCCAAGAGGAACCGGUCCAACAGCCAAGCCAGCAAGGAGACAAGGGACGGAGGCAGAGCGACGCGUCCAAGACCAACAGGCGGAUCUCCAUCGAUGGACCGCCUAAAGACGACAAGAAUUUGGUAAAGGCUGGUAAUCCUGAGACUGUCGAGGAACGCAAGGAGAAGAUUCGAGUCCGAGUGAAGCUCACUUCUGUCGUCUUGCGCCUAAACAAUGACGGUGAGCUGCUCGCAACUCUGACGUUGUCGACGGCGGAUGUUGCAGUUUUGUUACGUGGCAACACGCUCCGUGUGGCCGCAAGGCUAGGCUCCCUUCUGCUCCUCGACAACUCCCAACGCCAGACGUCCAACCCAGAGUUCAAGAAGCUCCUUUCAAUCGAGGGAGAUGAGCUUGCCGACUUCACCUACGAGACCUUUGACGCUGCCGACAAACAGACAUACCCGGGUUACGACAUGGCCGUUUGGCUCCGAACAGGGUCGCUGCGAUUCACGUUCCUAGAAGAGCCAGUGCACGACUUGAUCCAAUUCUUCAGCAAAUUUGCCCAGAUGAAGGCUGUCUACGACGCGGCGACGCAGGCGGCCAGCGCCCAGGCGACGCAGCUCCAGGCAAAGGUAAUGAAGCUGCACUACGAUGUCAUCAUCAAGACACCAAUUGUUGUGCUGCCUCGCGACGUUCACUCGUCCGACGUGAUCACGGCCUACCUUGGCGAGAUAUACGCGCACAACACAUUCCCGGCCCAGGACGAUGAUCACGUUGUCACAAAGGUCGAGGCAGGCAUCCGUCACAUUCGCUUGGCCUCGAGGCUUCGCUCUGCGAACAAAGACUAUCGCGUACAAAUGAUCGACGACGUCAACAUCUCAGUCGAUAUGGCGCAGCAGGAGCAUGUUGAUCAUGAAAAGAGCUCGACGAGGAGUGGAGAGCCCGACAUGCAGAUCCGAGCGAGGAUGUCCGACGUCCAGAUCAAGCUGACCGAGCAGCAGUAUGGCUUCAUCAUCGCUCUUUCUCAGUCUAUUCCACGAGCUUUUGCGGGCAUUGGGGAAGAGGACUUUACGGAUAAUGGAGAAGAGGCCAUGGCGAAAGCGCCUCUUUCGAAGAAGCCUCAAAGCAUAGAGCCACCAUCCAAGCAGGACAACAAGUCAAGCAGUGGACGAGGGCCUGCGGUGGACAUGCUCCCUGAACUGGGCGCCGAGUCGCACGAUGAUACAGGCAAAGUCGUGCCUCUUGGAACGACGCUGGAUCUUCUUUUCAACGUCCGUACCAUCAACCUGGAGCUCUUCAACGCAGCAGCCACAGGACAGGAGUCGCUUAGCAACUCGAGCUUGGCCAGGUUCGCCCUCAAUGGGACAGAAGUCAAGCUCAAGAUGCUUUCCGAUUCGUCUCUCGAAUCAGAGGUCGUGCUCAAGUCGUUCACCGUUACUGACACGCGCCCAGGCAAGGAGACAAAGUUCCGCGAGAUCAUUCCCGCUGUCAAGCAUGACGGCUAUCAGUUCAUGCUCUCGUAUUCGAUGUCUGGAGCACCUGACCAUGCCGCUCUUGCCCUCAUCACCGUCGAUAGCCCAAAGGUCAUCUUUUCUCUAGACCCGAUGUUUGCCCUCUUGAACUUCUUCAUGAGCGCGUUCCAAGAGCAGCAGCUACAGCAACAGAAUGAGCACGACCAUGACACGGACGAUCGCCGUUCGACACCCUCUUCCAAGAAACCCAACAAGAGCUCCAUGUCGGGUGCUGGGGCAAAGUCAGCCCGGAACACAUCCGCGGCGCAAGGUACCGCAGACGGUGCCGAUGGUAUCGCAGCGCCGCCAGCCUUCUCCUUCCGACUCAACGUUGUUGACCCGACCAUUAUCCUCCUUGCCGCGCCGGAGAGGAGCGACACCGAGGCAAUCGUGCUGAGCAUCAAGCAGGUCCUCAUGUCGCAGCAAGGCGUACUCGCCCUCAUGGUGGAUCAAUUCGGCAUGUUCAUGUGCCGCAUGAACAAGCCAAAGGACUCGCUCCGCCUCGUCGACAACUUCAACAUUGCCUUGUCUCUGGAUAGCAGAGGCUAUGGGAUUCAGCAGAGCACCAGCAUCGAGCUCAAUGUGCAGCCGCUCAUCUUCCGCGUCUCGCUGCGCGACAUGAAGCUCAUCAUGUCCGUCAUCAACAAGGCCAUUGAGCUCUCUUCCAAAACGGGCGGUCAAGCCGAUUCGGGCGGAGCAAAUAGGGCGUCGGCUAGGCAACCGUCCGCGGUGAGCAGCAAGGUGGCCGAGUCCAUCGACGCAGCCUCUUCCUCAAGCGAGACAGGUGCUGUUACGCGAAGAAGCGAAAAGGGACAGUCACAGCAGUCGCACGACGCGCAACUCAUCGUCUCGAAAGAGACGCUAAAGGCCGAUUUUGAGCGCAUCCAGCUGAUUCUCAUCGGAGACACACACUCGCUCCCCUUGCUCGACUUGACGGUUGAGAAGUUUGGCAUCGCUGCGCAUGAUUGGUCGGCCGACUUGCGGCUGUCGACCUCGAUUGGAAUGCAUGUCAACUACUACAACCUCUCGAGGUCACACUGGGAGCCGCUCAUCGAUCCUUGGCUCGUCGAUUUUGGCAUCGAAACUAAAGCAGGCACGACAAACAUGAUGCUGUCUUCCAAGAGACGUCUAGAGCUCAACGUCACCACGACGCUCGUCGAGACAGCCAUGACAACCCUCGACUUGAUCAAGGACGACGCCAACAACAACGUGAGCGCCAACCGCAACGCGCAGGCACCCUUCCGCAUCUGCAACCGCACCGGCUACAGGCUCAGUCUUUGGGCGCAGCAUGAGGGAUCAAAGGUUCGACCCGCUGCACAGCAUCUCGACGACGGGAGCGACAUGCCGUGGCGCUUCGAGGAUUGGAAGAAUAUGCGAGAGCACAUUAUGGAAUCCGGUGGCAAUUUGCUGUCGCUCCACAUCGAGGGCAUGCCAUGGGAGCGUGUCAAGCAUAUCUCUGUCGACCGCGAGGGCGAGUUCCUCGUCAACCUCCGUCCCAAGCUCGAAAAGGUAUCACACAGACUCUUGUACGAAGUCAAGCUUGUGGACAACGUCAAGGUCGUCACCUUCCGCUCAACGUUCAACGUCGAAAACAACACGAUGGUUCCGAUUGAAAUGGUUGUGCUCGAUGCCGAAGGCAAGCUGAGCGACAUCAUCAGACACAUUGCGCCCGGCGAAUCAUGUCCCGUGCCCAUCGAAGCAGCAUACCACAACCGGAUCAAGCUUCGACCCGAUCCUGGUUUCGAGUACGGCUGGUCUAAUGAGGCUGUCAACUGGCACGACCUUAUCAAGCGGGCGACGCGCGUGUUGACAUGCAAUGACAGCAACGAGACUGAGGCGCCCUUCCGUUUCCAAUGCUACACUGUCUACGAUCGACAGGAUCCAGUCAGCCGUACGUAUCCCCGCCUCACGCUUCGAGUCCGAGCGCCCGUUGAAGUGGAGAACUUGUUGCCGUACGACAUCCAGUACCGGAUUUUCGACAAGAACCACAAUCGCAACUGGUCCAGCUUCCUGCGCAAGGGCGGCAUCUCGCCUAUCCAUGUCGUCGAGCUCUCCCAUCUCCUGCUCCUCUCCAUCGACAUACAAUCAUCGGUCUUUUCUCCAUCGGAGUUUGCAAUCAUUGCCACAGACAAUGGCGACGACUUCCCCGUGGAAAAGUUUUUGACGCUGGCCGAUGCAGAGAAUCUCAAGCUCCAGCUGCGGUUGCACUACCAAAAGUACCCCGACUCCGGUGGCGCCUUCAAGGUUCAAAUCUACUCGCCUUACAUCUUUGUCAAUUUGACGGGCUUGACUUUUUCGCUCAAGACCAAGAGCUGGAUCGGAGGUGCCAAGCUUGUUGCUGGUCAGGAUCCAGGCGCAGGAGAGGCCUCAGCUAUGCGCAAGGAGCCUGAGCCAUUCUUGUUCUCGCACAACACGAAGGAUCGAAGGAAUCGCGUGCAGCUGCGAGUCGGCGACUCGGGAUGGUCCAGGCCCCUCUCGUUUGAGGCCAUUGGGUCUGAGACCGAAGUCGUGAUCCCUUCAUCGAGCAAAAACGAGGAGAUUCAUCUCGGUCUUACCAUCGAGGAAGGGCUUGGCAAGUUUUCGUUGUCGAAAGUAGUCAAGCUCACGCCAAGGUAUCUGGUCAAGAACGACCUCGGCGAGCAGAUCAAUCUUCGCGAGGCUGGAGCGGCCGACAUCAUCUCGUCAGACCCGGGCAAGCGCCAGCCGCUUCACUUCCUGCGUGUGGGCGCGUCAAAGCAGAUGACAUUAGCCUAUCCCGGCCUCAACAACAAGUGGAGUGCGCCGUUCAACCUCGAAGACGUUGGUACGGUGCACCUGCGCAUUGCCAAGGUUGGACAUCAGCAGCAUCUCGUCAAGGUCGAGGUGCAACUUGAAGGACCAACCAUCUUCGUCACACUGUCUCACGAAAAGGGACCUUGGCCCUUCAUGCUGCGCAACGAGAGCGACCAUACGAUCACCUUUAUGCAGGCCAUUGAGCGAGGCGAUUCAUCGCAAGGUGGCACCGACGAGCAGGUUGGCAAGCGCUACGAGCUCAAGCCUCGGUCCAAGAUGAAGUACGCUUGGGACUACCCUGCCCUGCCAGAUAAGAUCAUCAAGCUCGUGGCCAAUGGCAGGGAACGCAACGUCAAUAUCCUAGAGAUUGGAAGCUUGCUGCCCUUCAAGUUCCCCAGCUCCGACGGGCGGGGUAACAGGGUGGUGUCCCUUGACGUGCGCGCGGACGGCCCGACGCAGACGCUGGUCCUAUCAAAUUACUCGGAGGCGACGAGCAAUUACCGUCUGAAGCGGCAAAACUCAACGUUCUCGCGCACAGACUCGAUUCGCACCGACCAGGGCUUCGAGGCUGUCGACGUUGACACGAAGAUCCUCUCGUCGUUCAAUAUCGAGCUGGAGGGCGUGGGCAUCUCCCUCAUCAACCGCAGUGUGCAGGAGCUGGCAUACAUUUCCUUCCGAGGGCUCGAAUUUCACUACUCGGAGUCGGAGGUCACGACGGCCUUCAAUCUCAUUUGUCGGUGGAUUCAAAUUGAUAACCAGCUCUUUACCGGCCUCUUCCCUAUCGUACUGUACCCCGCGGUCAUCGCUCCGGACCAAAAGGAUCUCGAGUCGCACCCAACGCUGCAGGCUUCGCUCAUCCGCAGCAAGGACGAGAGCCACGGCGUGACGCACAUCAAGUACGCCUCGUUCCUCUUGCAGGAGGUCACUGUCGAAGUCGAUGAAGACUUCCUCUUUGCCGUCUUGGACUUUACAAAAUUCGACGGAGCAGCUUCGUGGAGGAAGGCAAACCAGGAAGAGACUGAUUUUGCGCUACACACGCGAGAGAUCGCGGAGCCGCACGGCAAGCAGGCGGCACCGGCGUCAGAUGUCUACAUCGGCAUCCUACAUCUGCAGCCGCUGGCGAUCAAUCUUUCCGUCGUCCGAUCAGAGCGAUCGGACCAGGAACAGCAGGCAUCAUCGCACAAUCCGCUCUUCUUCGUCUUGAAUGCCGCCAGCAUGGCCGUUGGCUCGCUCGCUGACGCGCCGAUUAGGUUGUCGGCGCUUGUGGUGGAAAAUGUCAGGCUGAGCCCCGACCUGCUUAUGGACCGUGUCGUAACGCACUACACACAGGCGAUGCUGUCACAACUCUAUCGGCUCGUCGGCAGUAUCGAUGUCAUUGGCAACCCUGUCGGACUAUUCAACAACGUAUCUGGAGGCGCCAUCGCUCUCUUCUACGAACCGUACCAGGGCCUGAUCAUGCAUGGACACCGCGAGUUGGGCAUGGGCAUCGCCAGAGGCGCCUCGACGGCCGUAAAAAGCAUCGUAUUCGGUCUGUCAGACAGUGCGAGCAAGGUGACAGGUUCCAUCUCACAAGGUUUGGCCGCCGCCACGAUGGACCGCGAGUUCCAAGCUCGGCGAAGGAUGUCCAAAUUCAGGAACAAGCCACGUCACGCCCUGCUGGGCCUGACUGCAGCAGGUAACAGCUUCUUCACAAGUGUCACUUCGGGCGUCGAGGGUUUGGCGCUAAGACCUCUGGAAGGUGCUGAAGAGAAUGGCGCCGCCGGGUUCGUAACGGGUAUCGGCAAGGCCCUCGUCGGUGUUGUGACGAAGCCUGCUGUCGGUCUCUUUGAUGCCGCAUCAAACAUUACGGCUGGUGUGCGCAACACGACUGCCGUCUUCGAAAAGAAUGAAAUCGACCGUGUCCGCUUGCCCAGGUUUGUUGCCAGCGACGGCAUCGUUAGGCCAUAUAGCGAUCGGGAGGCGCUGGGCCAGACGUGGUUGAAGAACGUCGACAAUGGCCGCCUCAUGAAGGAACACUAUGUGGCGCACGUCGACGUCAGUGGGGGCCACCACCACUCGCAUCACGGACCACAACAAGGCGGAGAGGGCUCUUCGGCCCCAUCGUCGGGCCAGCAGCGCGACUCGGGAACUGGUGAUAAUGUCGUGAUGCUCACGGUCGGCCGCAUCAUGUUCAUUCGCACCCUUCGUCUAAGAGUCGCAUGGGAGGUGCUCUUGUCAGACCUCUCCUCCAUCUCGCUCGAAUCUGAAGGCAUCGCUCUCGUCUUGAGAGGUGGGAUCAAUGGGCCAUUCCUGCCGCUUCGAGACGUGGGAAGCCGCAACUGGUUCUUCAAGCAAAUCACCCGGGUCGUUCAGAGCUACAAUGCAGCGCAUUCCCAGUGAUGUAUUGCUUUUCUAAUUAUUGUCAUCAUAUCUUCUCUGCCCUUUCUGAUCUCUUCCGAUUUCUCUUCUCCUCUUGUGUGGAUCUCAAUCAUGAUGCGUUUACAAAAGCAAGCAAAUCUAGUAGUCGUCGCCC
This is a messenger RNA of Acaromyces ingoldii, 10410 nucleotides long. RefSeq lists its product as hypothetical. The record is from RefSeq and is a predicted model, not a curated record. NCBI's taxonomy places the organism in Eukaryota, Fungi, Basidiomycota, Exobasidiomycetes, Exobasidiales, Cryptobasidiaceae. The transcript is spliced from 5 exons. Gene Ontology annotation, cellular component: extrinsic component of membrane. Gene Ontology annotation, biological process: protein targeting to vacuole; protein retention in Golgi apparatus; late endosome to vacuole transport. Bases 297 to 10277 code for a protein of 3326 amino acids.